AUGACUCUGGACAAAAAUUCUUGCCUUAAGAUGAGCGAUGGAAACAAAAUCCCUUUGAUUGGGCUUGGUACCUAUUGCCCUGAUGAAGUUGAAAAAAGCAAGUGUGAGGAGGCUAUAAAGGUAGCCAUCGAGCUUGGCUUCCGCCUUAUCGAUGGAGCCUUCAUCUAUGGGAAUGAAGAGGAAAUUGGACGAGGGAUUAAUGCGAAGAUUGCAGAUGGAACUGUGAAAAGGGAUGAAUUGUUUUACACUGGAAAGCUUUGGGGCACCUUUCAUCGCCCAGAACUUGUCCAGACAAGUGUGGAAGAAUCUCUAAAGAAACUUAAACUUGAUUAUAUGGAUCUCUUUCUUAUUCACAUGCCAUUUCCUCUCAAGCCAGGAGCCGAUCCGCUACCAAAAGAUGAAAGUGGAAAGCUGGUCUUCGAUGACAUUGACUUGUGUCAAACCUGGGAGGCCAUGGAAUUAUGUAAAGAUGCAGGUUUGGUGAAGUCUAUUGGUGUCUCCAACUUCAACCAGAGGCUUCUGGAAAAGAUCCUGAACAAACCUGGCUUCAAGUACAAGCCUGUUCUCAACCAGGUCGAAUGCCACCCUUAUCUCAAGCAAGCCAAGCUGCUGUCUUUCUGCAAAUCAAAGGAUAUUGUCCUGGAAGCUUUCUCUGCUUUAGGAUCACAGAGAGACGAGGCUUGGUAG
Molecule: messenger RNA, 687 nt
Organism: Zootoca vivipara (common lizard)
Lineage: Eukaryota; Metazoa; Chordata; Lepidosauria; Squamata; Lacertidae
Product: aldo-keto reductase family 1 member C3-like
Molecular function (GO): oxidoreductase activity
Source: RefSeq, a predicted model, not a curated record